GACCCUGUGGAUGAGAUGCAGAAGAUGGCAGAGCUGCUGGGGCUCAGGGAUGAGUGCAGGGAGGGGACUUUGGGGGCUCCUGCCCCAGCUGGCUCCUGCCUUGCUGACAACAGACUGAACCUGGAUGUUUAUCCUGACGGCUGCCGCCGUUUCCUCCAGCUGUUUGAGGAGCAACAGGGAGAGCUGGUCCAGGUUGAGUUCCUCCGGCUCAGCAGCAACGAUUGCCUCCUUGACACCACCCUGGGCAGCCUUCCUCAUCUGAAGCACCUGAAAUCCCUGGUGCUUAAAGGUGGCCAUGCUAGGGAUGAGUUUGGUUCCUAUCAGCAUGGCUCCCUGACAAGCUUGCCACCAGACUUUGGGAACCUCAGGUGUCUCACCCACCUGGAUCUCAGCUUCAAUAGACUCUCCACCUUGCCAAGCUGCAUUCUCCACCUCCCCAGCCUCCGUGUGCUCAUGGUGAGCCACAACAGCCUGGUGACACUUCCUGAGGACUUUGGCUGUCUGAGCAAACUGACUUUCUUCUCUGCAAUGAAAAAUCAGCUGAAGGACUUACCUCAGAGCAUUGGAGAGCUGUCAAUGCUGCAGGAUCUGAAUCUCUCAGAAAAUGCUUUGGAAUUGCUCCCUGAAGAAGUUGGGAAUCUGCACAACUGCACAGAGCUGGAUCUCUCUGGGAAUCGCUUAUUGAGCAUCCCAGACUCCCUAGCCAAUUUGAAGUCUCUGCAUCGGCUGCAUCUGCACAGCAAUCUCCUGGUGACAGUCCCUGCCUGUCUUGCCAGCCUGCCCAACUUGUCCAGACUUGAUCUGCAGAACAACAGCCUGCGUGCCAUCCCUGCUGAGAUCCAGGCCUUGCCGUUCGUGCACGUCCGUGGCAAUCCCUUGGGAGAAACGGAACCGUCCCCGCAGGCUGAUAAAUCCAGUACCAGAAGGCUUAAAAGACUCUUCCUUGCAUCAGGAGAGGGCAGCUUUACUGUCACCUCUGAAGGCUGCAGAGUGGUCCUGGCCUGUGGCAUCCAUUUCUACUUUCCUCCGGGGGCUGCCUCUGCUCCUCUGCGGAUCCACUUCCGAUCCCUCACGCCGGAUCCGCAGUGGGUGAAGCUGAGACACCACGAUGUCCUGCUGAGUAGAGUCCUGGAGCUGCAGCCUCAUGGCAUCCAAUUCCAGCAGGAGGUGCAGAUCUGGAUGCCAUUUAUCUCACCUCAAACCUCUCACCAGCAUGAGGUGGUGGUUCGGACCUUCAGUGGGCAGAGCUGGAAUGAUCUGAAAACGAGAGUGAAGCAAAAGAGAAAAUCAAAGAAGUGUGUGGCCCACUGUUGUGUCCUUCACUUCUCUUGGUUCCUUGUUGUGUCUCGACUUGUCCAAAACGAAUGCAAAGUGCCAGCAGAGGGGACAUUGCUCUUUUCCAGUGUGGAUCCAAACAUCAAAGUGAUCUUUCCUCCUGGAGUCACCCAAGAGCCUCGUAGUGUCAAGCUGCAGGUGCUGCCAGUCUCUGCAGAAGAGAUAGAGGAAAUCACAGCCCAUGCAGAGUGCAGAGCCAGUCCCCUGCUCUACCUCUCCCAGGACUCCACAAUGGAUUUUCUCAAGCCAGUGAGAAUUCAGCUGCCUCUUCCACCCGGAGUCACAGGGCUGAAUUUGGAUCGGUCAAGGCUGCAUAUACUCCACGGUGACCUGGAGGGCCAAACCUGGAAUGACAUCACCAGUGAGGUGGUGCUGGAAUUCACCCAUCUUUAUGCAGUGUUUGAAGUCACUCACUUCUCCUGGUACUGGCUGUGGUACACCACCAAGACCUACAUUGGAGGCAUUGCCAAGAAGGUCUAUGAGCGGCUGCGUCUGUACCAGGUGAACUUCAUUGUGCUGCAGAGGAAGAGGGAUCCCGAGCAAGUCCUGCUGCAGUGUGUCCCCAAGCACAAGGUUGACCCAGUGCUGAAGAAGCUGCAGGACCGCUAUCGAGGACCUGAGCCAUCCGACAUGGUGGAGAUGUUUGAGGGAGAGCAAUUUUUUGCAGCUUUUGAGCGAGGCAUCAGCAUUGAUAUGGAUCGCCCUGACUGCGUGGAUGGACGUCUCUCAUUUAUUUUUUACUCCCACUUGAAGAACAUGAAGGAAAUCUAUGUGACCUCCCCUGUGGACAGAAAAGACCAAGCUGUAAAAGGCCAGGUCUCUUUCUACCGAGGAGCAGUUCCAGACACCAUCCCUGAAGAUGCCAGCAGGAGGAGAAAAGGUCCAGACUCCCUCUGGCUUGCUACUCUGCCCAUCAAACUACCUCAACUGAAACCCCGGUGGGAUGAGAACCCCAGUCCCCUGUAUGGCUUCUCCUUCCCUCCCUUGAACCUGGGCAAUGCUGAGACUGGCUACCUGACACAGGCAAACCUGCUGAGCAUUGCUAGGCGUGUGGGAGCUGACUGGCAGAGCAUUGGCCUCAACCUGGGCCUGACCUACCAGCAGAUUGAGCGGAUAGGAUACAAUAACAGAGAGGACCUCAAUAAGCAGAUCCUGGACAUGCUUUUCUCGUGGGCUCAGCAGAACUCAGAGGACCCUGACUGUGUGAGCAAGCUGAUCAGAGCCCUGAAAGAGAGUGGCCGCCAGGACAUCGCUGAUGAGGUGGAAGCCAUCGUUGAGCUGGGGCGGCAGAAAUACAGCGAGUCCAUCCGCCGGCUGGGCCUGGAGCAGGAGAGCAGCACUGAGGACUCUACAAUAGCUGUGAUUAGCACCUAG
Messenger RNA from Melozone crissalis (California towhee), 2709 nucleotides. RefSeq names its product p53-induced death domain protein 1 (gene PIDD1). The record is from RefSeq and is a predicted model, not a curated record. Gene Ontology annotation, biological process: DNA damage response; apoptotic process; signal transduction. Gene Ontology annotation, molecular function: protein binding. The transcript has 15 exons. The coding region runs from base 16 to 2709 and encodes 897 amino acids. Lineage: Eukaryota; Metazoa; Chordata; Aves; Passeriformes; Passerellidae.